Molecule: messenger RNA, 495 nt
Organism: Cajanus cajan (pigeon pea)
Lineage: Eukaryota; Viridiplantae; Streptophyta; Magnoliopsida; Fabales; Fabaceae
Source: RefSeq, a predicted model, not a curated record
AUGGCCACAUACACUCGUUGCAACAAGUUUUUCAUUCAAAGAGGCAAGGAAGUGGAUGCAAUGAUUAAUGCUGGACAUGUCUACUCAAAAAUUGCAAAUGCUUGUCCCUCCUUGCAAGACUCUUCUACAGGUCCUGAUGCCCCACAAGCCUAUGCUACAAAUAUCUACAAUAACAGACCAGCACAACAACAACAACAACAAAGUUAUGACCUCUCCAGCAAUAGGUACAAUCCAGGUUGGAGAAAUCAUCCUAAUCUCAGAUGCUCUAACCAGCAGCAGCAACAACAGCCAAACCCUCCCUUCCAAAACAAUGCUGGUCCUAGUAGAUGUGUACCUCCUCCUAUCCAACAGCAGCAGCAGAGACAACACGAAGCUCCUGCACCACCAGCUCCUCAACCUCAACCUUCUACUUCUGAACCUUCAUUGGAAGAGCUGGUCAGGCAGAUGACUCCCCAAGACAUGCAGUUCCAAAAAGAGACCAGAGCUUCUAUUUAA